Molecule: messenger RNA, 1909 nt
Organism: Corylus avellana
Lineage: Eukaryota; Viridiplantae; Streptophyta; Magnoliopsida; Fagales; Betulaceae
Gene: FUC1
Product: alpha-L-fucosidase 1
Biological process (GO): fucose metabolic process; glycoside catabolic process
Cellular component (GO): lysosome
Molecular function (GO): alpha-L-fucosidase activity
Source: RefSeq, a predicted model, not a curated record
GUCAACACCAACAUCCUUUGUAAAAAGCCCCUCACUUUCACUCCAUCCGACUUGGUCCCAUAUCUCUCCCAAGGCCCCCCUCCAUUCUCCAACAUGGAGGAGAAGAAGAAGCAGACCACCACAACCAUCCCUCGAACUCGCCAAACCCAGAAGCCCGCAAAACACAUGUCCCAGAUCACCCUUCUAAUCCUCCUCUCACUCCUUUCUUCGUCUUCAUCUGCAUCUUCUUCUUCUUCUUCAAACACAUUAGUCAAACCUCCACCUCUUCUCAUUUUGCCCAUCCCUUCUGCUUCCCAGCUCCAAUGGCAGCUCGGCCACAUGGCCCUCUUCCUCCACUUCGGCCCAAACACCUUCACGGACUCCGAGUGGGGCACCGGCCACGCCGACCCCCACCUGUUCAACCCCUCCAACUUCGACGCAACGCAAUGGGUACGCGUGGCCAAGGAAUCGGGAUUUUCUCGCGUGAUUCUCACCGCCAAGCACCACGAUGGGUUCUGCCUAUGGCCCUCCGAGUACACCAACUACUCGGUGCGCUCGAGCCCCUGGAGAAAUGGGAGUGGUGAUGUUGUUGCGGAGCUGGCUGAGGCUGCUAGGGACGCAGGCAUUGGAUUCGGUCUUUAUCUUUCGCCGUGGGAUCGGCACGAAGUGUCAUAUGGGAAGACUUUAGAGUAUAAUGAGUUCUACAUUGGGCAGAUGACUGAGUUGCUCACGAGGUAUGGUGACAUCAAGGAGGUAUGGUUGGAUGGGGCGAAAGGGGAGGGAGAGAAGAACAUGGAGUAUUUCUUUGAUAGUUGGUUUAGUCUCAUUCAUCAACUCCAGCCCGGGGCUGUCAUUUUUUCUGAUGCUGGUCCAGAUACCAGGUGGAUUGGGGAUGAGGCUGGUGUUGCUGGGUCUACUUGCUGGUCGCUUUUCAAUCGGAGUGCUGCCAAGAUUGGUGACACUGACCCUCAAUACUCAAGGGAAGGAGACCGACACGGUGUUGAGUGGGUACCUGCUGAGUGUGAUGUCUCAAUCAGGCCUGGUUGGUUUUGGCAUGCAUCAGAAGUUCCGAAAUCUGCGAGAACGCUUCUUGACAUAUACUACAAAUCAAUUGGCCGAAACUGUCUCUUGUUACUAAAUGUGCCUCCAAACUCUUCAGGUCUUAUAUCAGCUGAAGACAUACAAGUGCUUCAAGAAUUCAGUGAGCUCCGGAGGUCGAUAUUCUCAGAUAAUCUGGCUAUUAAUGCUCUUGUUAGUGCCAGCAGUACACGAGGAGGCAUUAGCAAUUCUCGUUUCAACCCCAAGAAUGUCUUCAAAGAAUGUAUUUACACCUAUUGGGCCCCAAAGGAGAAUCAAACUCAUUGGGUGUUAUAUUUGAACCUUCAACAAAUAUUAUCUUUCAAUGUUCUGCAAGUUCAAGAACCAAUUCACAUGGGACAGCGGAUUAUUGAGUUUCACCUUGAGAUCUUGAAUGAAGAUGGGCAAUGGAAGAAAGUGACCAAUGGCAGUACUGUGGGAUAUCAGAGGCUGCUGCAAUUCCCGACAAUAAAAUCUCAGUACUUGAGGUUUGUCGUCAACAAGUCGCGUGCAGAUCCUCUUAUCUCUUAUUUUGGAAUUUAUAUGGAUCACUUUUCUAUUCUGAGUAACAUAUCUGAUACAAGCUCAAGAACAUAUUUCAAUGGCACACAGGUUCUUCAGCAAAUCACAUACAACCAUUCCCAGAUUGUCAGCUUAUAGAGUUUGAAAAUUUCUGGGCUCAGCCGUGUACAUGUGAUUGUCCAAUUAUUCGAAUAUUGAUUCUUGAAAGAUUUGUUAAUAAGCAAAAUUACAAGCUGUGGUUACUGAGGAUUCUUUUAAAGCACAUAUAUAUUCAAAUGUGAAAAGGUGCGCGCUUGAAUCUGAAAUUAUAGCUUAUGUGGUUCAAUUUCCA